This is a messenger RNA of Verticillium alfalfae VaMs.102, 1503 nucleotides long. RefSeq names its product carboxypeptidase S. Gene Ontology annotation, cellular component: fungal-type vacuole lumen. Lineage: Eukaryota; Fungi; Ascomycota; Sordariomycetes; Glomerellales; Plectosphaerellaceae. The transcript has a single exon. The coding region runs from base 1 to 1503 and encodes 500 amino acids. Gene Ontology annotation, molecular function: carboxypeptidase activity. The record is from RefSeq and is a predicted model, not a curated record.
AUGGAGUCGCAUAUUGCAUCUCACGCCUUUCGCGACGCCACCGUCGCCCGACUUGCUGGGGCGAUCAAGAUCCGUACCGAGACUUUUGACGAUAUGGGCGCCCUCGGCGAAGACCCCCGCUGGCUGGUUUUCGGCGACUUCGAAAGGUAUCUGCGCCAGACAUUCCCUCUGGUGCACAAGGUUCUCUCCGUGGAGCACGUCAACACGCAUGGUCUCUUGUAUACAUGGAGAGGCACAGAACCAGCCCUUAAACCGACCGUUCUUAUGGCUCAUCAAGACGUCGUACCGGUUCCGAACGCGACUAUCGGCCAGUGGCAGCAACCGCCAUUCAGCGGUGCCUUUGACGGCACCUACAUAUGGGGUCGAGGUACAGUUGACUGCAAGAACACUCUCAUCGGCAUCCUCGAGUCGGUCGAGCUCCUCGUUGAAGCCGGCUUUCGUCCACGCCGCACUGCCGUCCUAUCAUUCGGUUUUGACGAGGAGGUUUCAGGUCCUCAGGGCGCAGCGCACCUCGCGCCAUUUCUCGUCGACCGCUACGGCAAGCACGGGGCUGCGCUGAUCCUUGAUGAGGGCGCGGGUAUCAUUCCCACCUGGGGUAAGCUCUUCGCGUUGCCGGGCGUCUCGGAAAAGGGCUACCUAGACGUCGAGAUCAUUAUUCGCGCCCCGGGAGGCCACAGCUCCAUGCCACCUGCGCACACCAGUGUCGGCAUCGCCGCUGAGCUGGUCUCCGCCAUAGAAAGCGAACCGUAUCCGCCUGCAUUUCACGACGAAAAUCCUUUUUUGGACUUUCUUCGAUGCGGUGCCGCACACGCUGCGGAGUUUCCUAUGCCCGUGAGGAUGCUGCUGCCAAAAAGAGGCGAGAAUACAAUUCUGCUAGGGUUUCGCAAGAGCUUGUUGGCCAAACUGGUUGCCAGGGGCGGUGAGCUGAUCCGGAGCUUGUUCACAACGACACAAGCGGUGGAUGUUGUGCACGGCGGCGUCAAGGUCAAUGCUCUUCCUGAGCGAACGGGCAUCAAGAUCAACCACAGGAUCAAUAUUGGCGAGACCUCUGGUACGAUCAAGGCAAAACUUUCAAGGCUGGCAGGUCACGUUGCUAGCAAGCAUGGCCUUGCUCUGCACGCUUUUGAUGACGAGGCCGAGUCGCCCUUGUCUAUCACACUGCGCGUUGAGGGGAGCAUUCUCGAACCAGCUCCCGUCACACCCACUGACCUUGAGGAGGGUAGAAGAUCAACGCCAUGGGCUAUCUUGUCGGGUACGACAAAAGCCCUGUACGGAGACCACGUGAUCGUGGCGCCUGGCCUCAUGCCAGCCAAUACGGACACCAAAUUCUACUGGGAUCUCAGCCGGAGUAUCUUCCGUCACUUCCCAGGUUGGGACCCUGAGUACGAUACGCUUGAUGGAAUUCAUACCGUCAAUGAGAAGAUCAGUGUAUCGGGCCACAUCAAGACUGUACAGUGGUACAGCCUGUUUUUGAGGAACAUGGAUGAAGCUGACAUGAACUGA